UUCUUGUUCUUGGUUGUUUGGCUGCUCCGAAACUGCGGAAAAUGCUUUGGAACUUGUUUCUUGUUUAUUUUAAUCGGAUAUUCAAGGAGGAAUGUAGAAAUUUUUGUUACGGGAGUUGUGAGUGUGUCAUCGAGUGAGAUUCUGUGUUUGUUUCUUGAAUUCAGUGAGUUGCAGAGGAUUGUCUUUCUUUCUGGUUUCUUUUUAAUCGGAUGUUCAAGAACGAAUGUCGAAAUUUAGGUUACGGGAGUUGUGAGUGUGUCAUCGAGUGAGAUUCUAUGUUUGUUUCUUGAAUUCAGUAAGUUGCAGAGGAUUGUAGUUCUUUCUGGUUUCCUUUUGUUUUUUUUUUUUUUUUUUUUUUCUCUACAGAUUGUAACGAUUAGUUGAUUAUAAUUCCGUUUUUGUAGCAUAUUCUUUGUCUUUUACGAAUUUCUGUUCUCCAGUGAAUAAUUACGAAAUUGAGAUGCCCUGUUCAGUAAUCCGAACCAUGAGUGUUGGAAUUGGAAUUAACUACGGCCAGAUCGCUAAUAAUCUGCCGUCUCCAUCACGCGUCGCCAUUCUUCUCCAAAGUCUAAACAUCAGUAGAGUAAAAUUGUACGACGCAGACCCUAAUGUCUUGUUUGCAUUCUCCAGGAGUGAUGUGAAUUUCAUUAUAGGACUUGGUAAUGAAUAUCUUCAGAACAUGUCCGAUCCCGAGGAAGCCCUAGCUUGGGUUCAACAAAAUGUUCAAACACACAUCUCCCAGACUCAAAUCACUUGCAUCACAGUUGGCAAUGAAGUUUUCAACUCCAAUGAUUCCCAAUUAAGGUCUAAUCUUCUUCCUGCAAUGCAAUCUGUUUAUAACGCACUUGUUAAUCUUGGGCUGGAUAAGCAGGUUUCUAUUACCACAGCUCAUUCUCUUAAUAUCCUAGCCAACUCUUUCCCUCCGUCGGCUGGGACAUUCAAGCCAGAUCUUGCUGAAUUCAUACAGCCAAUUCUCCAUUUCCACUCGAUGGUUAAGUCACCUUUUCUUAUAAAUGCAUAUCCCUUUUUUGCAUACAAGGAUAGCCCUGCCCAAGUUCCCCUAGAAUAUGUGCUUUUCCAGCCUAACCAAGGGAUGACUGAUCCCAUUACAAAUUUGCACUAUGACAAUAUGCUGUAUGCUCAAAUCGAUGCGGUUUAUGCUGCCAUCAAAGCCAUGGGACAUACAGAUAUCCAAGUCCAAGUCUCUGAGACUGGUUGGCCAUCUCAGGGCGAUAUGAACGAGGUCGGUGCUACACCAGAGAACGCAGGGUUGUAUAAUGGUAAUUUGCUAAGAAGAAUUCAGAGUGGACAAGGAACCCCGGCAAAACCAUCAGUUCCAAUCGAUAUCUAUGUUUUUGCUUUGUUUAACGAGGAUUUGAAGCCCGGUCCAGCAUCGGAGAGAAACUAUGGUCUUUACUAUCCUGAUGGUACACCAGUUUAUAACAUUGGAUUGCAGGGGUAUCUCCCAGAGUUGUUGUAUUCAUCGUCCAAAAUAAAUGAACAGAAGGUGGGCAUCAGCUUCUGGCCCUUUUGGUGGAGUGAUCUCAUACGUGGCGGGGCCAAGUGAUUGAAGUAGUAAGGGAGAAAGAUGAGGUUUCUUUCUAUAUGAGGCGGUGGCUGUCCUUUUCAAAGGGAGGUAUGGGAAGAGAUUUGGUGGGUGGCUUCCAAAUAAAGGAAUUAGGUAUUUUAUUUUUGUUGGUAUUUUGGAUGAGGUGUUAAUGGAUAUCUUCAUCUCUAGAGUAUUAAUGAUUUUUGGAUGAUGUUUGGAUUGCCAUUUUCAUGUAUUUGAGAUUUCUGAUAUUUCUUAGGGAAAUUGGCCUCCUUUUUAUAUUUCUUUA
This is a messenger RNA of Cucurbita pepo subsp. pepo (vegetable marrow), 1838 nucleotides long. The record is from RefSeq and is a predicted model, not a curated record. Lineage: Eukaryota; Viridiplantae; Streptophyta; Magnoliopsida; Cucurbitales; Cucurbitaceae.